ACCAGCAGCAGUACCAGCAGCAGUACCAGCAGUACCAGCAGCGGUACCAUCCUCAUCUCCAGCGUGCAUGCAGCUCCGACUGUCCUGCGUCCAUCACUUGAACGGACCGUGCCAGGCCCUGGUGGAGCCGUGCCAGGCCCUGGAGGAGCCGUGCCAGGCCCUGGAGGAGCCGUGCCAGGCCCUGGUGGAGCCGUGCCAGGCCCUGGUGGAGCCGUGCCAGGCCCUGGUGGAGCCGUGCCAGGCCCUGGUGGAGCCGUGCCAGGCCCUGGAGGAGCCGUGCCAGGCCCUGGUGGAGCCGUGCCAGGCCCUGGUGGAGCCGUGCCAGGCCCUGGUGGAGCCGUGCCAGGCCCUGGUGGAGCCGUGCCAGGCCCUGGUGGAGCCGUGCCAGGCCCUGGUGGAGCCGUGCCAGGCCCUGGUGGAGCCGUGCCAGGCCCUGGUGGAGCCGUGCCAGGCCCUGGUGGAGCCGUGCCAGGCCCUGGUGGAGCCGUGCCAGGCCCUGGUGGAGCCGUGCCAGGCCCUGGUGGAGCCGUGCCAGGCCCUGGUGGAGCCGUGCCAGGCCCUGGUGGAGCCGUGCCAGGCCCUGGUGGAGCCGUGCCAGGCCCUGGUGGAGCCGUGCCAGGCCCUGGUGGAGCCGUGCCAGGCCCUGGUGGAGCCGUGCCAGGCCCUGGUGGAGCCGUGCCAGGCUCACUUUCCACUGCCGCUGCGCUCUCUGAGCCAGCUAAGACGCUCAGCCUCACGAUGGAUCCACAGCACGAGGGCGGAGUUUUCCCUCUGCGUGUCUCUCCUCACUGGUCACGUGCUCUUCUCCCUGGGCGAGACGCCGCCCCCUGGUGGCCCAGCCCACGUGACGAGCUGCUUCCUGGAGUGGCUCCAUCCUGGUGACGUGGAAGUCUUUGUCAGGGCCGCAGAGCAUGCUGGGAGAUUCUCACUCAAUACAGGAGGCCUUGAUGGUGUUGAUGGUGGCCGUGAGUCGUCAUUCUACUGUCGAUUCAAAUCCCAAAAUGGUCCCAGCGCGGAGCUCUACGAGGAACCCAGCGUGGAGCUCCGUGCUGGGCCUUCCUUGCCCUACAAGAUGAGCGCAUUCCUGGCCCUGCUUCUGGACCCGGAAGAGGCCCAGGGCGGAGCUCCACGUGGGGACCAGGGAGAGGCCCACAACGGAGCUCCGCGUGGGGACCAGGGAGACUCCCGCAACGGAGCUCCGCGUGGGGACCAGGGAGAGGCCUACGACGGAGCUCCGCAUGUGGACCAGGGAGAGGCCCACAACGGAGCUCCAAGCUCCGCUGAGAGGUGCCUCCUGCUGUUUGGCAGGAGAGUGAAGUCAGCGUACACAGCUCCUCACCGAUUGGCUCCCGAGCUGCUCACCUUCACCACCAGCCACGCCCCCAACUGCGUGCUCACCCACGUGGACGAGAGGGCUGUCCCUCUGUUGGGGUUCCUACCGCAGGAGCUAGUGGGAUCGUCCCUGCUGUCGUACAUUCACCCCUCGGAUCACGCACUCAUCCUCAAUCUUCAUCGGCGCAUUGUGAGCGGUGGUGGUGGUGGUGGUGGCGGUGGUGGCCCCCUGCACCACACCACCCUGCGGGUACGGACUCAGGCAGGCGGUUUCGCUACUCUGGACUCGUCGUGGUGGGCCCGUGUCAGUCCCUGGAGCCGCAAGGUGGAGCUCCUCACUGGCAGACACCACGUGCUCACCACCAGGCGUCCGUCCACACUGGACGUGUUUGCUCCAUGCCUGGGUUCGACUCCCGGUCACCUCGGCCGUGAUGGUGGUGAUUGUGGUGAUGGUGAUGGUGGUGAUGGUGGUGAUGAUGGUGAUGGGGGAGACAUCCGGGCACUGCAAGAGGAGAUCGAGAAGCUCCUGCUGCAGCCUGUGCACAGGAGUUUGCACCUCUCUCGUGGAGAUGGAGCGAUCACUCCCCACCACCACAACAACAACAACAACAAUCACGGCAACAACCACCUCAGCCACCACCAUCAGCAGCGUCGCAUCGCAACAGAGAGAGGCUCUCAGCAUCAGCCGGUGCUCUGUAGCGAGCUGAGUGGACUGAAGAUGCACGGCCACCAGGUGGUCACCACCACCUCGUCCACCUCCUCCUCCUCUAGCUCCUCCUCCACCUCCUCCACCUCCACCACCUCCACCACCUCCACCUCGUCCACCACCUCCUCCUCCUCCAUGAGAUCUCGAAAACGCACGCACGAUCGUAUCGAGAGCCCGGAGCGGAGUCCAAGUGGAGCCUCCUACCAGCAGAUCAACUCCAUCCACAGCAUCAUCAGGUACCUGGAGAGCUGCAUGGGACGAGGAGGGGGUGGAGGAGGAGGUGGUGGAGAAGGUGGAGUAGGAGGUGGUGAUCAGCGGUGCUCACUCACAGGUGACAUCAGUGGUGAUGGUGAUGAUGGUGAUACCGGUGAUGGUGGUGAAGGUGAUGGUGGUGAAGGUGAUGGUGGUGAUGAUGAUGAUGGGCAUGGCUGCUUUCGGGCUGACCCUGAGCCACAGAGAUUUGUGGAUCACUGCAAGGUGGAGGAGGAGAUGGAGUUCUUUGGUGACCAGCUGCCUACCGGGCCCUGGAUGUCCGUGUUAUCCUCUGACCGGGCCUGGCUACUCUCCGUGGUGCCUCUCCAGCCCAGAUUCACCGAAUCUCAGCGCCGUGAGCUGUCUGCCAUCCACCACUGGCUUGGUCAAGGCACUUUGCCAAGUUCUCUCAACACGUCGGUCUGUUUGGGCUGUGGUGGUCUGGGAUCCCCUCCCCUUGAUGCCUCUCUGCCGCAGUUGGAGUUUGACAACAACAACCCACAACCACCACCACAACCACCACCACAACUAGCACAACAACCACAACCACCACAACUAUAUUAACAACAACCACCUCCACAACCACCACAACUAGCACA
Petromyzon marinus (sea lamprey) is the source of this 2889-nucleotide messenger RNA. Lineage: Eukaryota; Metazoa; Chordata; Hyperoartia; Petromyzontiformes; Petromyzontidae. The record is from RefSeq and is a predicted model, not a curated record.